Molecule: messenger RNA, 438 nt
Organism: Penicillium canariense
Lineage: Eukaryota; Fungi; Ascomycota; Eurotiomycetes; Eurotiales; Aspergillaceae
Exons: 2
Coding region: 1-438 (145 amino acids)
Source: RefSeq, a predicted model, not a curated record
AUGACCGCCGAGCAAAGUGGACCCCGAACAUCAUACCCGAACUCCCUUCCGCUCCGCCGAGCCGAACGCAGCAAGCCAAGAGCUGCGACGGCUACAACGGGCAAGCGAAAACCCGACAAACGUGGAAAAAGCGCGUUCCAAGGGUCGCGGGUGUUCUUCUCCAGAAUCUGGUCCGCUUACACUCCGCACUGCCCGAAACGUGGGGGUUGGGGGUUCAUCCCCGGUGGCUCCCUCGAUUCUGCUGACGUCGUUUCGGUUCAGGAAUCGCGGCAGCCUGAGCCGGAUUCUGGUUCGUUGCGUCGCCCGGUCGGGGGGCGGAUUCCCCGCACGAGGAAUCCGUCAGAUGAGCAGAGUGCGGGGACGGAAUCUGAGGCCAGGGGAGGGCGAGUAUCCACGAUGAUUUGGUGGAGGGCCGAGCUAGCGGGCUCUCUUCGCUAG